Perca flavescens (yellow perch) is the source of this 4107-nucleotide messenger RNA. RefSeq names its product potassium voltage-gated channel, shaker-related subfamily, member 7 (gene kcna7). NCBI's taxonomy places the organism in Eukaryota, Metazoa, Chordata, Actinopteri, Perciformes, Percidae. The transcript has 3 exons. Gene Ontology annotation, cellular component: membrane; voltage-gated potassium channel complex. Gene Ontology annotation, molecular function: protein binding; delayed rectifier potassium channel activity. Gene Ontology annotation, biological process: action potential; protein homooligomerization; potassium ion transmembrane transport. The record is from RefSeq and is a predicted model, not a curated record. Bases 420 to 2045 code for a protein of 541 amino acids.
AUGACAGAGAGCACAAGUGAAGACCGUGAGUGACCUACAAACAAGCUUUACUAUCUUAACUUCACCCACGCUGCAGAUUAACACCCCAGCAGCCCCUGAAGGAGCCACGCUGCACCCCCUGCCACCUCUCCCAAACGUGACACAUGGAAGAGGAGGAGGAGGGGUUGUCUGGACAUCAUGAUGCAGGAAUUGAUCCAAAAACUGUCUCAGAAGGAGGGAAGGUUUAGCCCAAAAGGCACCCUGAGGUGGAGGUACAGUAGGAGAGUCAGGGUCACUCUCUGGAGGCGUUAUUAGUUUGAAUCAGCGGCAGACGGGUGAGAGGAGGUUUCUACUGGCUGAACUGGACAUGGUGAUAAACUGAGUGAAGAGACACAAAAAAGUAAGACAAGAAACACGAGGAAAGAAACAAAGACUAAGAGAUGGAUAACCAAGACAAGGGAGGAGGUACAGGAGGAGGGCAGACAAACGAGAAACAAAAAGCUGAGGAGGUCGGUGAUGAGGAAAAGUGGACCAAAGAUAAACACAACAAGCUGGAGAAGGAGAGCAGUGAGAAGGAGCCGAGUGGAAAGGCCAUGAAGGAGAAGCGUCGCUGUCACUGGAGAAGUGACUGGGCUCUGAACGAACGUCUGGCCAUCAACGUGUCAGGGAUGCGUUACGAGACCCAGCUCCGCACUCUGGCCCAGUUCCCCGACUCCAUGCUGGGUGACCCCAGGCGUCGCCUUCGCUACUACGACCCCCUGCGGAACGAACUCUUCCUGGACAGGAGCCGCGUCUGCUUCGAUGCCAUCCUAUACUUCUACCAGUCUGGCGGGAGGCUGCGGAGGCCCGCCAACGUCCCUCUGGACAUGUUCCUGGAGGAGCUGCGCUUCUACGAGCUCGGGGAGGAGAUCAUCGAUCGCUACAAAGCGGACGAAGGCUUCCCCAAGGAGGAGGAGAGGCCCUUACCCGCCAAUGACUUGCAGCGCCGCCUCUGGAUGCUGUUUGAGUAUCCGGAGUCCUCCGGCGGAGCUCGGAUCAUUGCCAUCAUCAGCGUCAUGGUCAUCGUGGUCUCCAUUCUCAUCUUCUGCCUGGAGACUAUGCCUGAGUUCAGGAAUGAGAAGGAACAGCGGGAGAAGUUCACCGCCAUACCGCACCCCACCAUAGCGAACGAAACCAUCUUGAUCCCACCUGGCUUCACUCCCUUCCAGGACCCCUUCUUCAUCGUAGAGACCAUCUGCAUCAUCUGGUUCUCCUUUGAGCUCAUCGUUCGUUUCACCUGUGCUCCGAGCAAGGUGCACUUCUUCAAAGACGUCAUGAACACCAUCGACUUCUUCGCCAUCAUUCCCUAUUUUGUCACCCUGGGCACGGAGCUGACCAAGGACAAGGACGCGCAGGCCUCCGUGUCCCUGGCCCUGAUCAGGGUCAUCAGGCUGGUGAGGGUCUUCAGGAUCUUCAAGCUCUCUCGUCACUCCAAGGGCCUCCAGAUCCUGGGCCAGACGCUGAAGGCCAGCCUCAGAGAGCUCGCCCUGCUCAUCUUCUUUCUCUUCAUCGGAGUCAUUAUCUUUUCUAGUGCCGCCUACUUUGCAGAGGUGGAUAGUCCUGACACGGCGUUCACCAGCAUCCCUGAGGCGUUCUGGUGGGCUGUCGUGUCCAUGACGACAGUCGGCUACGGGGACAUGUACCCGGUGACGGUCGGAGGGAAGCUGGUAGGCUCCAUGUGCGCCAUCGCCGGCGUGCUCACAAUCUCUUUGCCAGUUCCCGUCAUUGUGUCCAACUUCAGCUAUUUCUACCACCGCGAGAUGGAGUGCGAGGACACGACCCAGUACAACCAUGUCUCCACGUCGGUCUGGGAAGGAGAGGACGAUGAAGAGGGGGGAAAUGAGGAAGGCAUGGACGAGGGGCAUGAACACAUGGGAGAUUGUGUACCCUUGUACGGGCAAGACAGCAGGGGUAUCUGCCCUCCGCUUAACGGGACGCUCCUGGCAGGGCUUUGUGAUGGACAGGAAGCUGGUUAUCAGAGAGGGAUAAACUUCUACCUCAAAGAACCUCUGGUCACUCAGGUUUGACAGACAUAAUGGACAGGGCUGUCCCACUGUCUCACAUCAAGGAAAAGAGAGUGCCAAGCUGGAAAGAUGCUGGCAGGGCAAUACAGGAGAAAAUGUUCACAAAGACUUGCCCUGAUAUAAGCUCUAAUGUGUUACAUUUGAGGCUUUUGCAUGAUUGUAUUUGACUGAUAAGCAUCUGUUUUUUUCCUCAAUAAAUAAAUAAAAUCUAACCUUUAAAAAACCCUGCAGGUCUUUUGAUAAAACUUACUGCUGUAGUAAAGACAUAUCCGGACACCUCAAAGAAUCUUCUAUCCAGCUCAAAUAAAAGAAUAAACCACCUGCCGUACAAAAUAAAGUAGAUUUUAACUUCUUUCCAAAGUUGCGACUCUGUUUCUUAAACCCAACAAAUAUGGCAGCCAGAGUUGACAUUUGGUGCUUUCCUGUCUUGUUUUGUGCAAGGGAAAAAUGAUUAAUGUAGACAAAUGAAACAGGUAAUAAAAGUUUUAGGUAACGCUUCAUGCUAUGGGUCCAUAAUUAACAUAAUAAUAAUUUCUUAGAAGUUUUCUGGAAAUUACAAACGUUAAAGUAAAUAUUCCAACCAGUAUACAUUUAUCAUUGGACAUUUUAUUCUCCUUAUAUAUAGACAUGUUUGCUUGAUUGUGGACAGUUUUCUCAUAUUCAGUUGACUUGCUGUGCACUGACUGAAACACUAUCUCGGUUUAAUUGGAAUUUAGUUGCUGAAAGUGUUCCAACAGAUCACACCGUUUCUAUUUCCCUAUAAUUAAUACCAAACUAUAUAGUCCUUUCAGGGAAACAUCCAAGAAUAUUACCAAGAAAUUAUUCAGAAAGUACAGACCCGUAAAAUAAACCAUUACCAAAUGACUGAACUUCCAGCCACCAUCUUUGUUUGGCUAAAUAAAAGCGCUGCAGCUAAGAGAGCAGGUAAAACAUCUUCUUUCCUGUGCAGCUGAUGGUAUAUGUUUUAUGCUGGCUGGAUGGAGGAUUAUUUUAGGACUCAAAAAUGUCUUUAAAACAGAGAAGAGUGUUGUUAAAAAAUUGGUGAGGUGCCCGUCUCACUUGCAUGUUAUCAUCACUGCAAACAUCACAAAUGUAAAAAAGGAAAAUUAAAUCACCAAAAGUCAAUGUAAACUACAAACAGAACUGAUGAUCCUACUGCUUCAGAGACAGAUAUUCCAGAGACAUACAAAACUUAUAUAACAACGUUAUUAUAAUAUACAAUUCAGGUUGUAUAAUGCCUGUGAUGAUGGUUUACUGGUGUCACUGUGGAAACGAAAAUGACUGAAGUGCUGAAUGCAGGAAAUCAAUUCACUGCACAUUCAUCUGAUGGUGUUAAGUGAGCCACAGUGCCAUUAACUGCUGCUGUGAACAUACUGUAUAGGAGCUAAGUGAACAGCAAGUGUUGAUGCCCUGUACUUGUCAGAGUUAUGGCAGAGAUGAAGCACUGUAAUCUCGCGCUGACGUUGACAACAAAGAGAUCGGCUGGUAGCGGUGCAGACAGAGUUCUUGUAGUCAAGUCCAAAGCCAGUUUGUAAGCUACAUACAGCAGUGCAAUAGAUACAGCCUGGAGAGGUGUGUGGAGAAAGCUGAUAUCAGGUCACAGACCAUAUACUGUAGCUCAGAGCCAGCUGACAUUUGUACUAACUGCAGUGUCUGGAGCAACACUGUGCUCUGAUGGUCCGAGGCGAUAGUGGUAGCACUAACAAUCUUCACAGCUUUGUCCUCACGUCAAUGAGAACAACUUUCCCUAGAUGUGUUAUUAAACUGAUGUCGAACAUGUACGGUUCCCUUCAGCUGAUUCCCAAUCAGCGACUCAUUCAUCGGCUGUUUGGCUACCAGCUGACUUUAAGGCUGCAUAUUGGACUGCUUUAUGUUAGUAUUACUUUUGCAGAAUAUUUGCAUCAGUGGGAUGAAGUAUGAAUUUCUAACAAUUCUUCAAUUUAUCUUAAAACAGCUUCUCAAUGGACAUUCUAGAAGAAAUUGUAUAUUAUGAUAAACUGUAAUCAAAAAGUUAUAUAUUUUGCAAAGAUAUUGAAUCUAAUUUACCCCACUUGUUGCUUUUCCC